GCAUUUGAGACGUAACCGGCAGCGUGCAUGUUGUCCUGUGAAGCCCGCAGUUGCCGCACGCUUUCGGCUCCGCGCGGCUCCGCUGACUGUAGCCAUGGCAACAUUUUUUGGUGAGGUUUUAUCAGUUUACUCGAGAGCGGUGGAAGAGGAUGAAUACGACGACUUAGAGGACGAAAACGAGGAAGAUGCACAAAUCCGUCGUGAAAUAGAAGAGAAAAGGGAGGUUCGUGUUAGGUGGUGUCCAGAGGUUUCAGAGUCUGUAGGGAGCUCUGAACAGCUCCAGUGUUCAAACCUGAUCAUAGCAGUGGGACCCAAUGCUGCAGGUUUCAUCUCUGCGUAUGUACUGAGGUCUGAAAAUUGGACACAGGUGGGAUGGGUGUCUCUGUGGAACGAAAGGAGCCGCGGAUCCAACCGACCAGACACAGCUCCUCAGCCUGGAGAGCCGGGCUGUGUCAUCUACCGGCAGAACAGCUGUCCAUCAGUUCUUAUUUGCCAGUGUACAUGUUACAUUGCUGAAGAUCAGCUGUUCCAGUGGGCUGAAAAGGUAUUGGGCAGCAUGCAGAGGAGAAGUCUGAGUGUGACAGUGCUGUCUGAUGCCCCUCUGGCCGAGUAUAAAGUUCCAGACUACCUGAGUGGAGGUGAUGCUCCGUUCCUGCGUGCACUGAAAACCAUCACUUACACAAGCACCCUGCCCUGCCCUCUGCUGGAGCAGCCCAACAUUAUCACUGGCCUACCUGCCGCAGUGCUCAGCCACUGUCAGGUUCAGCGCAUCCCAGCUGUGCUCUUCCAGUGCUUCACUGAUGUGAUCCACCCAGACUCGGUUACCAUGGAAACCUAUAAACCAAUCCUGUCAUGUCUCGGCACAUCGGUGAAGCUGGAGACCUGCCUGAGUGUGGAAACGCUGCAGAAAUUAACCAGAAUUCACGAUGCCCAAAGCAACCUGUACACGUAAAGGUAGCAUCUUAGCAAAUCUGAAUCUACCUUUUGUAUUGUAAUAUAUAUUUUUAUGGCUAUUAAACACACAGUGACAGUAA
Colossoma macropomum (tambaqui) is the source of this 1034-nucleotide messenger RNA. It is a transcript of the gene psmg1, whose product is annotated as proteasome (prosome, macropain) assembly chaperone 1. NCBI's taxonomy places the organism in Eukaryota, Metazoa, Chordata, Actinopteri, Characiformes, Serrasalmidae. The record is from RefSeq and is a predicted model, not a curated record. Gene Ontology annotation, biological process: proteasome core complex assembly. The transcript is spliced from 7 exons. Bases 95 to 952 code for a protein of 285 amino acids. Gene Ontology annotation, molecular function: proteasome binding. Gene Ontology annotation, cellular component: endoplasmic reticulum.